CCCUGUUCCUCAUCCUCGUUCCCUUGCACUGCGCCAACAAACAAUUAACUACACUCUCACUAGCUAGCUAGGCUAGGCCGGGGAGGGAGAAGGAGGCGCCAAGAUGUUGAGGAUGCAGCAGCAGGUGGAGGGCGUGGUGGGCGGCGGCAUCAUGGCGGAGGCGGAGGAGGCGGCGGUGUACGAGCGGGUGGCUCGCAUGGCCAGCGGCAACGCGGUGGUCGUCUUCAGCGCCAGCGGCUGCUGCAUGUGCCACGUCGUCAAGCGCCUCCUGCUUGGCCUGGGGGUCGGCCCCACCGUCUACGAGUUGGACCAGAUGGGCGGCGCCGGGCGAGAGAUCCAGGCGGCGCUGGCGCAGCUGCUGCCCCCCGGACCCGGCGCCGGCCACCACCAGCAGCCGCCAGUGCCCGUGGUGUUCGUCGGCGGGAGGCUCCUGGGCGGCGUGGAGAAGGUGAUGGCGUGCCACAUCAACGGCACGCUCGUCCCGCUCCUCAAGGACGCCGGCGCGCUCUGGCUCUGAGCCGCGAGCUGCAUUGCUUUGCUGUCUCGCCGGCCGGCCGGAACUGAUGGUGGUGGUGAUCAACGACGGCGUUUACUUUGUGUGUUGGUCGUCUUUUCUUUUCUUGUGCCGUGCCUGUGGCUGUGGCUGUGCGUUGCAUGGUGUGUUGAGCUUCACUGGCUAGUGAGAUGUAGAUAUAGUUAACAAGGAAAGCUCAAUUAGCCUUGUCA
Messenger RNA from Triticum aestivum (bread wheat), 726 nucleotides. Its product is annotated as glutaredoxin-C9. The transcript has a single exon. The record is from RefSeq and is a predicted model, not a curated record. NCBI's taxonomy places the organism in Eukaryota, Viridiplantae, Streptophyta, Magnoliopsida, Poales, Poaceae. Bases 104 to 517 code for a protein of 137 amino acids.